Zootermopsis nevadensis is the source of this 1764-nucleotide messenger RNA. RefSeq lists its product as uncharacterized. The record is from RefSeq and is a predicted model, not a curated record. Lineage: Eukaryota; Metazoa; Arthropoda; Insecta; Blattodea; Termopsidae.
UCCGGCUUGAAGUAACGGAAACCUUGUUGAUAACACUUUCGGAAGCCAUUGUUGGUGUGGUGGAUAGUGUGUAAAUUGUGCAAUCACUAGUACAUACGUUUUUUCAGUUUGUGUUUAGCAGACAGAAUGAAUAAGAAGUUUGAUUCUAGUACUCCGUUAAGUUCAAAGUCAGGUUUGAACAAUAGUAAAAGUUUGUAUCAUGAUUUUGUUCGUCCUAGGAGUCAGUUUGGAGCCAGAUUUGGAAGUUCUCCAUUUAUAGGCACGCCACAGCCAGACAACUUUGAUUUUAUUCCUCUUAGUUACAGUAGUCCUGUACAUUAUACAGGAGGAACUAGUGGCAAUUGGAAUGGACGUAAUCUAAAAAGCUUCGAUGGCAGUCCUGCCAUUUCAAGUUUUAACUCGAGGUUUGGUCCGUACAAUACGAACAGAAAAUAUUUAGACAGUAAUUCAAGCUUCAGUCCAUAUAGUAAUAUGGACAUAUCUAGGAAAUAUUGUCCGAAUAGAAAGAGAAAAGAUAACAACUUAUCAGGAAAUGCAAGAUAUUGUGAUAAUAUAAGUCUGUAUUAUCACCCUUCAAUGCUGGAAGAUCCAUGGGCAGAGUUAGAACAGAAAAUGCAAAACUGUACCGCUGGCCAAAAUUCAAGUCUUGGCAGUAAAAAUGGGUUUGAAGAAAAUGUUUCAAAUUUGAGAAGUGUGGAUUCAUUUAUUUGUGAUUCUGAUGAGGGAGCAGACUCUCAGGAGACAGACAGUACUGUGUCCGUGAGUGAUGGAUCUUCAUAGCAAAAGCUAGUAAAAUGGCUCCUUUUUAUUAUAUUUGUCAGUGUUCUUUUCCACAUGUGCAGAAAAUUGUUUAUUUUGUAAACUUUUAACUAAACUUUGAUGUCACCAAUACCUCACAUUGGCAAGUGAUAAGUGUUGCCAAACUUGUAACUCAUAGAUUGCUACCAGCGUUUCAGAGGUCCUUGUUGCCUCCAUCAUCAGGGCAGUUCUACAACCCAGAAAACAGCCGUCUUCAGAUUGAUAUCCUGUCGCUCUUGGCCAGAGCGUUGGGCCUUGACAAAGCAGCACCAAGGAGUUCUAUUAUGAGCCAGAACUUUCAUCUCCCUCCAGGUCUUUCCAUACUUUUUUGCCUCCUCUUCAGUGGUUUUCCUCCAGGUUGUUUUUGGCCUUCCCCUCUUCCUCCAUCCUUGGGGAUUCCAGGAGAGUGGGACCUCUCGAGCUUUCCAAAUGGGGCACAGUUGGAUAAAGGCUGCAUUUGCUUUGCGGAUUCUUGCCUUGACGUCUUCUCCCACUCACCACCAUGGAAACCUCAAAUCCUACUUAUUACUCAUAACUGAAAAAAGUGCAAAUAACUAACUGACUAACUAGAUGGCUUACUGAAUUUACUGCUAGUCCCACCUGUCUACUAGCCUCUAGUAAAACUUGUCUGCUGCUGGCCCAAAAAAUUUUUAUUAAUGACAUCACAGGAGUAAUUGUGGCAUAGGUUUGUUUAUGAUUGGAGUUCUGUUUUUAGGCAACUACAAUAAUGUAAUGUUUCAUUGUAAAAUAUGUUUGGUUUCAGUAAAUGUUUGUAUAUAAUUUAUGUAUAUCAUAUAUUGUUUAACUUUUGAACCUCUUAAAAUAGUAUAAUGUUAAUAAUUUUAGACUAUCUUCCAUCAGUUUAUUCCAGUCAUUACACAAACUUUGUAUUUUUGACUUACCUUUAGGGUAAAAAUAUUUUAUGCAUGAUUUUCCAUGACCUUUAAUAAAAUGAAGUACAUAUAA